Messenger RNA from Rotaria sp. Silwood2, 1233 nucleotides. Lineage: Eukaryota; Metazoa; Rotifera; Eurotatoria; Philodinida; Philodinidae. The record is from the annotation of a GenBank genome assembly.
AUGUCCGCUAAUACAAUACUUGAUGAUCUAGUCCCAGUGACAAGCAAUGACGAUCUUACAAAUUCUAUAACAAAAUUUAUUGAAAAAAAUGGUGUUGAAGGUCUGACAAGUUUUACUCAAGGGCAACUGGAUCGAUGGAGGCAAUGUUCAUUGAAUAUAGCUGUUACAGGAAAUAGUGGCGUCGGUAAGUCUACAUUAAUUAACACAAUUCGUUCUCUUCAACCGUAUGACCUUGGUGCAUCACCUGUCAAUGUUAUUGAGUGCACAUCAGUACCGAAAGCUUAUCCGCAUCCAGAAAAUGAAAACUUGAAAUUUUGGGAUUUGCCAGGUGUCGGUACGAAGAAAUGCCCAAAACAAACCUAUAUAGCUGAAAUGAAUUUCUAUCAAUAUGAUUUUUUUCUCAUUGUUAGUCGAACACGUUUUACUGAGAAUGAUAUGUGGCUUGCCAAAGAAAUUAACAAGAUGAAUAAAGGCUUUUUCUUUAUACGUACACAAAUCGAUGCUGAUAUCGACAACACUCAAGAUGAACACGCAACAUCAUUCAGCGAAGAAACUCUAUUGACAGAGAUUAGAAAUGAUUGUUUGACUUAUCUCGAAAAACAAAAUGAUCUUUCACCCUCAAUUUAUUUAAUCAGUGGUAGAUUAAAUAACAAUCAACGAUGGGACUAUCCUCGAUUAAUGGCUGAUUUAUUGACUCAUUUUCCUCUCUUGAAACAGCAUGCUUUCAUUCUAGCUAUGAGUCCCAUUUGUAAAGAUGUCGUUCAAACUAAGAUAAUUCAUCUAAGAAAACGUAUAUGGCUUGUAGCAACAGCAUCAGCUGCUGUAGCCAUUAUACCAGCUCCAUUUUUGUCAGUUGGCUUUGAUUUAACAGCAUGUAUACAAGAAACAAAAGUCUAUCGGCAGCAAUUGGGUCUUACAGAAGAUGCACUGCGUCGAUUAGGUGAACGUCAUCAGAUACCAUUUGAACGAUUUUCCAGCGCAAUAGAUGACAGAAUUCCUAUUCAAGCAAUGGCGAGUACUGGUCAAUUUGUUAUAUCCAUUGCAAAAUCAGUUGCCCAUUCAAUGGUAAAGCAAGAAGGUGCAAAAUAUAUUCCAUUUGUUGGAUCAGCUAUUGCAAGUGCAGCGUCAUUUGGAACUACUCUAUAUAUAUUAAAUAGUAUCUUGAAUGAUAUGGAAGAGGCAGCAUUAAAAGUACAAGAGAUUAUUGUACAAUCUAGUGCUAACUUUAAUUGA